CACUGGGGAGAUUUACUUUUGCAACCUGUCCAGUAGACGGGACAGGAAGUGAGAAUAUCUCCAAAGUGAGGGAAAUUUCCACUUAGAUAAUCCUCAUCGGAACAAAUGUCCUCAAUGAAAGAUGUCCCCUCUAUACCUGGUGACAACUCUAAAAUUUUAGAUCUUUCAAAACUUUCUGUUCCAGUCAGGGGCGGACUGACAACUCAUGGGGCCCCCAGAAAUAGGGGAUCAUGGGGCCCCUGUGUCCUUGACCAAACUCAAAAAAGCCUAUGAAAAAGGUACCAGGGGGAUCUCAUGGGGCCCCCUACUGACCCCGUACCCUCGGGCAGUGCCCGAGUUUCCAAAUGGUCAGUCCGCCCCUGAUCACAAGUGUGACUAGAACCUUCA
Molecule: messenger RNA, 387 nt
Organism: Staurois parvus
Lineage: Eukaryota; Metazoa; Chordata; Amphibia; Anura; Ranidae
Source: the annotation of a GenBank genome assembly